Molecule: messenger RNA, 2506 nt
Organism: Globicephala melas (long-finned pilot whale)
Lineage: Eukaryota; Metazoa; Chordata; Mammalia; Artiodactyla; Delphinidae
Gene: CYP2W1
Product: cytochrome P450 family 2 subfamily W member 1
Biological process (GO): xenobiotic metabolic process
Cellular component (GO): cytoplasm; intracellular membrane-bounded organelle
Molecular function (GO): heme binding; oxidoreductase activity, acting on paired donors, with incorporation or reduction of molecular oxygen, reduced flavin or flavoprotein as one donor, and incorporation of one atom of oxygen; iron ion binding
Source: RefSeq, a predicted model, not a curated record
AUGGUGCCCCAGGAGACAGGCCCCGGGCCGCCUGGCUGUCCCCUGCAAACUGUUCAUUCCACAUUCUUGGGGUGGUGGGGUGGGUGGGGCUCCCAGGGUGGGUGGGGCUCCCGGGACGCAUAUAAGGCACAGGGCGGCCGGGAGGGGAGCUGGGGCCUCGCCACCGCCGUCCUCAUGGCCCUGCUGCUCCUGGGGCUCUGGGGGCUCCUCCGCACCUGCACCCACCAGCCCCCCCCGGCCCCCCGCUGGCCCCCGGGGCCGUGCCUGCUGCCCCUCGUAGGCCUACAUUUGCUGUGUGUGGCACAGCAGGACCAGUCGCUGAUGGAGCUCGCGGAACAGUACGGGCCGGUGUUCGGUGUCCAUCUGGGGCGCCAGAAGACGACGGUGCUGACCGGCUACGAGGUGGUGAGGGAGGCCCUGGUGGGCACUGGACAGGAGCUGGCCGGCCGGCCCCCCAUCGCCAUCUUCCAGCUCAUCCAGGGAGGUGGGGGCGUCUUCUCCCCCUCCGGGUAGUGCUGGAGGGCCGCCCGCCAGCUCACCGUGCGCACCCUCCGCGGCCUGGGCGUGGGGAGGGCGCCCAUGGCCGACAAGGUCCUGCAGGAGCUGAGGUGCCUCACGGCGCAGCUAGACAGCUACGGAGGCUGGCCCUUCCCACUGGCCCUGCUCGGCUGGGCUCCCUCCAACAUCACCUUCAUGCUCCUCUUUGGCCAGCGGUUCGACUACCGGGAUCCCGUGUUCGUGUCCCUGCUGGGCCUCAUCGACGAGGUCAUGGUCCUCUUGGGGACGCCCGGCCUGCAGCUGUUCAACAUCUACCCUUGGCUCGGGGCCCUCCUCCAGCUGCACCGGCCCGUCCUGCGGAAGGUGGCGGCGGUGCGGGCCAUCCUGAGGAACCUCCUGGAGGCACGGCGGCCCCCCGUGCCUGGGCGAGGGCCCGUGCGGAGCUACCUGGACGCCCUGAUCCAGCAGGGCCAGGGGAAAGACCCCGAGGGCCUGUUUGCCGAGGCCAACGUGGUGGCCUGUGCCCUGGACAUGGACAUGGCUGGCACGGAGACCACGUCCGCCACGCUGCAGUGGGCCGCCCUCCUGAUGGGCAAGCACCCGAGCGUGCAGGGCCGGGUGCAGGAGGAUCCGGACCGAGUGCUGGGGCCCGGGCGGUCCCCCCGGCUGGAGGACCAGCGCUCCCUGCCCUACACCAACGCCGUGCUGCAUGAGGUCCAGUGCUUCAUCACCCUCCUGCCCCACGUGCCGCGGUGCACAGCCUCCGACACCCAGCUGGGCGGCUACCUGCUCCCCAAGGGAACGCCUGUGGUGCCCCUCCCGAGCUCCGUGCUCCUGGACAAGACGCAGUGGGAGACCCCCCCGCCAGUUCAACCCGGGCCACUUCUGGACGCCGACGGGCGCUUCGUGAAGCGGGCGGCUUUCCUGCCUUUUUCUGCAGGCUGCCGCGUCUGCGUCGGGGAGAGCCUAGCCCGGUCGCAGCUCUUCCUGCUGUUCUCGGGUCUCCUGCAGAGGUACCGCCUGCUGCCCCCACCCGGCCUCAGCGCCGCCACCCUGGGCACCAUGCCUGCCCUGGCCUUCACCACGCGGCCGCAGGCCCAGGCCCUGUGUGCGGUGCCCAGGCUGCAGGGGCGCUGACCACGAGAGGCCUGGCCUGACUAUGGGACAAAGUCCCAGGGCCGGGGAGGGUCUGAGUCACUCCCAGCUUGGGGUGCUCGGCAGGUGAUGGAGACAGGACGGAAGGACGGAUGGCUCCCCCCACUGGGCUCUCUGCUGUGGCCACCACAGGCUGCGUAUCCCAACCCCGGCCUGAGAGCCCCACCCAGGCCUGACCCCGUUCUGCCUCUCCCAGGCCCUACACCACAGGGCAGAGCUGGGUUCCCUCCUCCCUCCAUCCCUACACCCUAGGACAUCGCUGCUGCCUGUCUGCACCUGGGCCCCCUGCAGACCCUCCAGGGCGCCCCCCCCACGGGUGCAGCAGAUCCUCACAGGCCUCCCCGCAGCUCCCCGCUGCUCCCUCCUGCAUCCCCCUCCACACUGUCCCCAUCUGGUUCCCCAGCAGGGCCAGUGUCGCCAGAUAACACCUGCCAGGCACAGAGGUGCCACCCACCUGCAGCUGGGGAUGCAGGCAGAUGGCAGGGGCUGCUGGGCCCCGGGAUGACGUCCACCCAGAGGCCAGCCUCAGACCAGCGUUCCCGCUUGCUCUGUGCCGUGCCCGGCCCUGCCCCAGGUCCAGCGGGUUUCCUGCAGACCCCACCCCGUUCUCAGGGGUCCUGGGCACCGUGCUCAGGCAGCACUCUGCCCCUGGAGCCAGGCCCCUGAGCCCUGGGGCCGCCACAGAGACGCCCUUAGCAGAAGACAAGCUAGUUGAGGGGCAGCAGCCACCCAGAGGGCGACGGCGGGGCUCAGGUGGGAAGGAUGAGUAGGAGUUUGCAGGGAGGCCGCCUCCACAAGCCUCUUCUCUGGUCCACUCUGACCCCCCACUCCUCUUCCACAUCUGCCCCCAGAC